AUGAAGCCAGGCACAGUGACCGGCAUCAAGGAGAUCCUGGCUGCCUCGGGGCCUCGCACGCCGCGCGACCCUCUCGUGCCGCAGGUGGUCCCCAUCUGGCUCCAGCGGCGUCUUCGUCGCGCGCGCGCCGCGUCCACAAGCCCACUUGGUUCUCUGCGACGUUUUCCCAUCAGCUUGGUUCGGCGCAUCCGGCCUCCCGCCCGCCUCUCCGUUUCCCACGCAGUCUCCACUCGGUUUUCCGCACUCGCGCCGCCGCCGCAGAUUCAGGUCCGUUCUUUCCCUCACGCGCCAGACAGGGGUGCGCUCCCGCUCCCGGUGGACGCCUCGUUCCUCUCCCCGCUCCCUCAGUGCCGACCCACCCGAGCACGCUCCCUCAGUGCCGACCCACCCGAGCACUUCUCGUCCACCGGCUCUGCUAGAUGGAUUCCCGCCCGCCCGCCGUUCUCCGUCAGCAGCGUCGGCUCUUUCCGUCAGCCCGUUACUCUUCGUCUAUCUCCGUUAUUUUCCGUAACUUCCACUCAGCCCUCUUCGUCUCCCUCCGUCCCUUUCCUCUUGGGCAACCUCGGACGAUUUCCGUCCAGUCUCGUCGCUUUCCGUCAGUCCUCGCCACUUGCCGUCCGUUUCCGCCCCCUCCGGCUGGGCGCGGCCCUUCUGCGUCAGCUGUCGUCCGUCGUCGUCACUGUCACCGGGCGGGGGCCGUGCUGGGUGUCCCGCUGUCCUUGCGCGAGGCUGAAGGCUGUCUUCCCCUCUGAGCGGCUUCUUUCUCCGGCUCUGCUGUCUGUCACUCUCUCUCCGUUUGGGCGUCCCGGGCUCCUGCCUGCACGUCCCGGUGCUCCUGGGAGCCUGUCCUGGGCUUACACAGAAGGGCAGAGAAAGACGCCACAGGGAGCGGCCAAAAGCUGGAAGACAGUGGAACCUGGAAGAGAAAGGAGAAGACGCUGCUGUGUGCACUGCCAUGUGAUGGAAAAGCCCAGGAGCUCCGAAGAUUGCCAGUCAGUGGGAAAUCCUGACCCCAGGAGGGAGAAAGCCUUCUUGCCUCUAGCUAUGAGCUGGUAAGUUCCUCUUAUACCAGCCCAUUGAAUGGUAUUUUCAGCAGUGGUAAACAAAGACACCCGUAGUGCACCAUACAGUCUUAGAUUCAUUGAAAUGGUAAUCAUUGUGGCUUUAUGUUUUAU
This is a messenger RNA of Choloepus didactylus (southern two-toed sloth), 1175 nucleotides long. RefSeq lists its product as uncharacterized. Bases 1 to 1056 code for a protein of 351 amino acids. Lineage: Eukaryota; Metazoa; Chordata; Mammalia; Pilosa; Megalonychidae. The transcript is spliced from 4 exons. The record is from RefSeq and is a predicted model, not a curated record.